AUGGCGGUGAAGGCAAGUGCCGAGUACGGUCCAGAAUGCACUCCGAAUCAGGCACGAAAUAAACAGGACGUCAAUGGUGAAAUCCAAAGCUACCCGCUGGGGUAUUAUUUCCACUUAAUUUCAGUUGAAAACAGAGACAGCAGCUCGCUGGCGGAGAAAAUGAAGGAUCUGCGCCACCCGGGGGCUUUAGGACCGGGCGUCCGGGCAGGUCUUCAUCCGGAUUUGGUUGAUACCGGUCUAACCUACUUGUUAGCACAGGCUUCCUCUUACAACGGUUGUUUCCCAAGUCUGAGCUCAGAGACACAGAGAACCCUCGGCAGGAUGGACCGGAGCGAGAGAUACAUGAAUGUGAAGUUGGGAAAAACAGACUCACGAUGUCCUUCCCGAGCUGAACCUGAUGUACCGUACGUGGAACUUAAUUUCAAGACCCCCUUGGCGUCCUGGGUGCGGACAGAUCAAGACGUUUUGACCUCCACCUACUCAGAGCUGAACUUUCCGAAAGAGAGACCCCGCAUCGCUGAGGACGAAGAUCCUCCCAUUUCCUCGGGAGCCGACGGGUUAUCAACCACUGCACAAACAGGUGCGCAGAAACAGGGGCCGAAGGAGAACAUCGGAAAUAGAUCGUACCGUAAGAUCUACCUACUCUGCCUAGUUACCUUCGUCCUCGUCGCGAUAGUGGCCGGGCUGUCGAUCUACGUGUCACUGACUCGUCAUUCCACGGUAAACUGCCACAGAAACUACCAGGCUGAACUCCGUCACCAGUUCACUGAGAUGGAACGAUCUGUCAACGAAACCAAAGCUCAAAUCUGUGAAUUGCUGACCAGCAGAAAAGAGCAAGCGUGUUCCCAGGACUGGAUCAGAAAUGAAGACAGUUGUUACUUCAUUUCCACAUUUGAAAGAUCUUACGAUGGGGCGAUGCAAUAUUGUUCUAACUCAUAUUCAAUGCUUCUUCAAAUAAAUUCAAGAGAGAAAGAGAAUUUUGUUAAAGAACGUCUCCGCGGCCGAGACAGUUCAUUCUGGAUUGGAACAUGCAAAUCGGGGAAAGUGAACUCUAACGUUGUUUACAAGGUGAACGCUGGGAAGUUCGAAUGCGGUGAAUGUAAAUCUCGUUGGCCUUGGGAUUGCAAAAAUGAUCAGCACCGUUUCAUUUGUGAGAUGCCCGCAGCUUUGCGUCCGGAUGUUCCUGAAAAGAUCCGGGUUCUCUGUCAAAAACCCGUGGAAUCGAGUUAA
Molecule: messenger RNA, 1230 nt
Organism: Hypanus sabinus (Atlantic stingray)
Lineage: Eukaryota; Metazoa; Chordata; Chondrichthyes; Myliobatiformes; Dasyatidae
Exons: 10
Coding region: 1-1230 (409 amino acids)
Biological process (GO): positive regulation of cytokine production involved in inflammatory response; cellular response to molecule of fungal origin; positive regulation of cell migration
Cellular component (GO): cell surface
Molecular function (GO): pattern recognition receptor activity; (1->3)-beta-D-glucan binding
Source: RefSeq, a predicted model, not a curated record